Molecule: messenger RNA, 979 nt
Organism: Malurus melanocephalus (red-backed fairy wren)
Lineage: Eukaryota; Metazoa; Chordata; Aves; Passeriformes; Maluridae
Gene: VMA22
Product: coiled-coil domain containing 115
Exons: 7
Coding region: 61-747 (228 amino acids)
Biological process (GO): vacuolar proton-transporting V-type ATPase complex assembly
Cellular component (GO): extrinsic component of endoplasmic reticulum membrane
Source: RefSeq, a predicted model, not a curated record
CUCCGGGGCGUUUUGAGGGGAUCUCCGGGAGCCCGGGGGUGUUUUGGGGGCUCUCCGGGGAUGUUUUUGGAGAGUCUCCGGGAUCCUGGAGGUGUUCCGGGGGUAUCUUCGACGGGGUCGCUGUCACUGUCCCUGGACGCGGCCGCGCUGGAGGUGAUGGAGGCGCUGGAGCUGCUGCAGCAGCGCCGGGAGCAGCUGGAGGAGCAUUUGCGGCAGGGGUGGCUGUCUUUGGCUCAGGCCCGGUACUCCCUGGGGUGUCACCGCGUCUCGUCCCUGCAGUACGGGGCCACCAUGGUUCCCCGAGUCCGUGUGUGCCACAGGCAGGACCCAGAGGGACGCCCCCACUUUGAGGAGGUGCCUGGAACAGGGGGGGACCCCGAGGACCCCGACCCACAGCAGGGGGGGAAAGACGGGCUACGGCAGCGCCGGGGAGCUCCGGACAAAGKGGGGGCUCCCACUCGGGCCCCCCCAGACCCCCUGGGCUGGUUUGGGGUCUUGGUGCCCCCCAGUCUGCGGCAGGCCCAGGGCAGCUUCCAGAGGGGGGUGACGCUGGCAGUGGAGGUGGCCGAGCUCCAGGGCACCGUGGAGGCCGCAGUCACCCGGUACCGGCAACUUCUGCGGCAGAAACGGUGCCUGGCGGGGGACAGCGGGGACAGCGAGACCCCCACGGGGACACCUGGGGACACCGAGACCAGAGGGGACAGCCAGGGUGACACAGCGACCACAGGGGAGGCAGUGACUGCGUGACACGAACGCUGAGAACACUGAGGACACGUCUGCAGGUGACACAGCUGCCACCAGGGACACAGAGCCCUGUCUGGGGGUGACACCAAGUCCCCAAGGGCUGCAGGUGACACCGAGCACCUGAACGAGCGGACAGGUGACACCGAGGACGCUGCAGGUGACGCCRAGCCCCGCACGUGGGUGAGGGGGUCCCCCCAUGUCCCCACCCCCAAUAAAGCCACCGUGGUGCCCCCAA